Molecule: messenger RNA, 2014 nt
Organism: Frieseomelitta varia
Lineage: Eukaryota; Metazoa; Arthropoda; Insecta; Hymenoptera; Apidae
Product: XK-related protein 6
Exons: 4
Coding region: 691-1953 (420 amino acids)
Biological process (GO): phosphatidylserine exposure on apoptotic cell surface; engulfment of apoptotic cell; apoptotic process involved in development
Cellular component (GO): plasma membrane
Source: RefSeq, a predicted model, not a curated record
UACAUAUAAACAAUACUGCCUCAUUAACUGACCAGAAACUAUACCUUACUAUUGACCUUAAUAUUUGAUCAUUGUUAUCCUCAUCAUCUUUGAAGUAUUUUCAUGAAGUACAAAUGCAACUUUAUUUAUGUUUGAUAUACACUACUACUAUAUUUUCCGAUUCAUUUUACUCGAGCCUUUCUACGGAUUCUGUUAACUGGGAUAAUUUGGAUCAGCGGUCAAUUUGCAAGGCAAUAUUAUAUAUAUAUAUACUUUUUACCUAAAAAUGUUUUAUGACGUUUGACAUAAAAUAAAUUUUUUUAAUUUUAUUAAAUCUCCAAUAAAUUUCUAUUUUCAACAAUGCCAUCAAGUUUCACACACUAUCGUGUAUCACUUGCACUUGUGACUUACUGUUUGAUUGAAAAAAAGAAAUAAGAUGUGAAAUGUAUUAAAUUAUAUUUAUAUAUCAAUUAAAAUAGAUAUAAACGUAUUUCGUUACAGACAAUUAGUAAAGUAAAAGUAAUAUUUAAUAGAAAUUUUGUGAAAACAAUAAAACAACGAAUGUUUGAAUACAAAAAUAAAGUUUAUACAAAGGUUAUAUCAACAUAAAAAUGUUAUAAACAAUGAAUAAAGCAAGAAUUACAAUUAGGAAUUUUUAAUAUGUUUUUGAAUGUGGAGUAUUUUACUGGAGAUAUUUGAUAAUAAUUAAAUAUGGAACUUCAGAGUAAUAAACAUCUACGUACAAAACAAGUUAUUGGCAUUUUUCCUGUGUUGGAUUUAAAUGUCGAUGAUGUAGAUGUUCCUUUGAAAAAUCCAACUAUAACAUACCUGGAUAUUUUUUUCCUGGUAUCUUCAAUCCUUACACAUAUUGUAGACAUGGCAAUUGAUAUUAAUCUUGCUAUAAGAUAUUUAUUACAUAAUAGAAUAAUAUACUUUACAUGGACAACAGUUUUUAUUUUUUUACCUUCAUUUAUAAAUUGUAUAAUCAGCAGAAGAAUGCAACAACAAGAUGACAAGAAAAAUGAAACAACAAAUCCUUCCAAAUUUAAUUGUGUACAUGCAAUGUUAACAAAAAAAUUAUGUUGCAUUGUAGUUGUAAUAUUUCAAUUAGCACCAGUAUUACGUUAUUACAGAACAUUAAAAUAUGCUCUUAAUGCUUAUAAAUAUGAAAAACAAGGUGACCGUACUGUUCAAAAGCGAUAUUACCUUAAAAUGCUAAAGGAAGAUCAGGAUGUCGCAUUAUUAAGAGUAUCUGAAUGUUUUCUUGAAGCAGCCCCUCAACAAAUUUUACAAUUAACUAUAUUGCUAAAACAUUACCACAAUGAUAUUAACUUUGAAUUUAUUCAUCAGGUAGCUAGUAUUGUUAGCUCACUUGGAAGUAUGGGAUGGGCAAUGGCUAGUUAUCAUCGUAGCAUUAGAUUGGUUCAACAAGAUAAAUUAAAUAUUGGCAACACAGGAACAGUUCUUCAAUUUUUAUGGCAUUUUUGUACUACGGUUUCAAGGAUAUUAUCUCUAAGUGUUUUGGCAAGUUUGUGGCCAUUAUAUACUGCUAUUGGUUGUAUUUUUCAUUGGAUAUGUAUGACUAUUUGGAUCAUUAUUGAUUCCCGUGGUAUAUUGGAAUUUUGUAAGGAUUCUAAUCAGGCUCCACAUUGUUCCCCAAAAAUUAAAGAACGCGUUUAUUCUAUAUUAUUUUCCAUGGUAAUUGGUGUGAUACAUGUGUUUAUAUAUCUGAAAACAGUAGAUGGUAAUACGUUCCUUAAACAUGUACUUUUCUAUGUAAUAUGCUUUAUUGAAAAUUUAAUAGCAAUUGCAAUUUGGCUAUAUACUUCAUCAGAUGAAGUUAAAAAUGCUUGGUACUUCAAUGUACUCAUUGUUUUUUGUAUUGUACCAUUUUUAUUAGGUGUAACAGCUAUGAUUGUUUAUUAUGGCAUUUUCCAUCCUUCUUUAAAACAUCAAAACUGUGUAAAUAUAUAAUUUUAGGUCAUUUUAUUCGUAAAAUGUUGUAAAUAUGUAAUUUUUAUUAGUAAUCAUCCAU